UGUCUUUACCAGGUGAGAGGAGAAGGGAGGUGAUUGCAGCGGCUUCAGGAAGAGAGACUGUCGGAGCUCACUGCUGAAAAAUACAAUUCAUGGCUAGACAGCUGCAUAACAUGGUUUAACGAUUAGAAUGUACGAUAGGUGCAGCAGUACACACACGCACGUAUAUACUGGGGACACUGGCAGUGCUGUAGAGGUGAGUGUGACGAGUGACAGCCCGUGUGCCUCACUAGUGCAAAUGCAAGUGUGCAAAAGUGUUGCUUGUGUGUGAGAGGCCAGAGGUAGGAGAGCAUGGCUGCUGGCUGUGUGUGACUGUGGCACAAUGCAUUUGAGUGGUGCUGCUUCAGGUGUGUGCUACUGUGUGCCCAUGACAGCUGAGAAGUGUGUGGCAGUGUGUGUAUGUGCGUGGGGGGAAAGUUGUGUGUGUCAGCCUAUAUGUUUUGUUCCUUGUGUCUGAUAGUGAACUUUAGGAGCUGUUAGGGGAUUCUGGGAGUAUUAGAGGAUUGUGGGAUACCUGACCAAGGUCCUAAGGCUUUUGCCCACACAGUGCCUACUCUGAGGCACACUUUCUCUCUCAAGCGCCUCCUGUCUGUAUUGCCACCCUGUGAAGGGACCACAUUGCUCUGUACAGACAGACUGUGUAUCAGCUGAUUACAGGAGCUGCAAAUAUUCCUGGAUAUCCCAUUUCCAAACCUCUUGGGGAUUAAUAAUGCGCUUUCCUACCUCUGAAUGUGGAUAAGGCUUUUUUAGCUUGGAGUUUUUGAACAACAUUCGCCUUGGAGUCUUCAGAAUUAUCACCUUGCCUGACUUCCGAGAGACUUUAAAUAUAUACUAAACGCACAGUGGAUAAUUCUGCUGGGGCUGUGCUAAAGGUCCGACUGUGUCAAGGUUUGUGGACUGAAAAUUAUCAUCAUGUCAGUAGAAAGGAGGCUAAAGGAGCUGGAGGACAUGAUUCUGAGAGGCCCCCAAGGGCCUGGCAUUGGGUCACUCAGCAUGGAGACUCUAAUAGAUGCCCUUAUCUGCCUGUGUCAUGCAUGCAAUGCAGCACCUUUACGACGGGACAAGAACGUGACAGAAUUUCUGGCCUGGGCUGAACCAUUUUCCUCAAAAGUCAAACAGAUGAGACUGAAAAGAGAUGACUUUGAGAUUGUAAAAGUUAUCGGGAGGGGAGCAUUUGGAGAGGUAGCAGUUGUGAAAAUGAAGGGCAGUGGAAAAAUUUUUGCCAUGAAAAUACUGCAUAAGUGGGAGAUGCUAAAACGUGCUGAAACAGCUUGCUUUCGUGAGGAGAGAGAUGUUUUAGUUAAAGGAGAUACUCAGUGGAUACCCAGCCUACACUAUGCAUUUCAUGAUGAUAAUUACUUGUACCUGGUAAUGGAUUAUUAUGUUGGAGGAGACUUACUAACCCUGCUGAGUAAAUUUGAGGAUCGGUUACCAGAGGAUAUGGCUCGAUUCUACUUGGCUGAGAUGGUCUUAGCGAUAGACUCCAUACACCAGCUGAACUAUGUACACAGAGAUAUAAAGCCAGAUAAUGUACUUAUUGAUUUGAAAGGACACAUUCGUCUUGCUGAUUUUGGAUCCUGUCUGAAAAUGAAACCAGAUGGAACGGUGGAAUCUUCUGUUGCUGUUGGCACCCCUGAUUAUAUUUCCCCAGAAAUUCUUCAGGCUAUGGAGGAUGGCAAGGGAAAGUAUGGGAUAGAAUGCGAUUGGUGGUCUCUUGGUGUUUCUAUGUAUGAACUUCUCUUUGGAGAGACCCCCUUCUAUGCUGAAUCUUUAGUGGAAACGUAUGGGAAGAUCAUGAACCAUGAGGAGCAUCUGCAGUUUCCAUCUGACAUUACAGAUGUAUCUGAGAAAGCGAAGGAUUUGAUCCAGCGCCUUAUCUGCAGGAAGGAAGAGCGCCUUGGAAAAGGAGGCAUUGAUGAUUUUAAAAAGCAUCCUUUCUUUAAUGGUGUAGACUGGGAUAAUAUUAGGAACGCCAUUCCUCCUUACACCCCAGAGGUGGACAGCCCUGCAGACACCUCUAAUUUUGAUGUGGAUGAUGAGUCCCUGAAAAAUUUGGACACAUUGCCUCCGAAUAAUCACAAUGGGUUUUCUGCUCAUCUGUUACCCUUUGUCGGCUUUACAUUUACAUCGGAGUGUUCACUGUCUGAUAGAGGUUCACUGAGUUGUGCAGUCAGCAGUGGCACAGCAUCUUCUGAGAAGACCACCAAGCCAGGACAGGACAAAGAGCAGCUAAAUGCUAAGGAUGGUGAGAUUCGUAGUCUGAAGAAGGAGAUGGAAAUCCUACAAAAGAAAUUAGCAGUGAAUGCCAAGGAGCAAGAAGGUUUAUCAGGUUCUCAAUUCCAGUCUCUUGAAAAAGAGAUCCGAUCCCUUAAACAGGAAAAAGAAUCAUGUAACAAGGAGCUUUCUGAUAUGCUGGAACGAUUAAAGUCACAGGGAGUGGAGCUGAAGGCAGCACUUGAGAAAAAGAAGACCAUGCAAGAAGAACUACGUGGAGCAGAAGAAAAGUGUGAGAGCUUAAACUCUCAGGUUGGUCGCUUAACUCGCAGGCUUAAGGACAAAGAAGAUGAGGUGGAGGCAACUGCAGAGAAAGUGAGGCUAUUAAGGAAGAACCUUCAUAAAGCAGAGGGCAGCAGAAGAGAGAUUGAAUCACAGAUAGAAGAUUUGAACUUAGAAUUGGAAAAACAAAAGAAGCUGCGAGAGAGAAGUGAAGCUCUAGCCACACAAGCUACCGAAGAACUUGAGUGCUUAAAGUCCCAGCAGUCUAUCACUUCACCAGUGAUUAGUGGUUCACUUCAUUAUUCUGAGAUGACCCAGCUAAGAACAGAUCUUGAGAGGAGAAGCCAGCAUCAUGAGACUGAGCUUGAACGUUUAAGGAAGGAACUUGCGUGUCGAGAGGAAGAGCAUGCUACAGAGACAAAAUCGCUACGUAGAGAACUUGGAGAACGAGAAACAGAACUAAUAUCCCUGAGGCAUGAAAUGGAGGCAUUGCAGGAAAGCUUGGGAAGGAAAAGCAGUGAUCGUGCUCGGGCCCAGGAAGAGGAGAUACAGGAAAUGCAAAAGAUAAAUGAGAGAGAGAGAAAUUCAUUAAAAGAAGAGAAUAAGAAACUAAAGCAGGAACUUGAGAAGGUGCUCGCAGAGUCUGACAAACUUGCUGCUUCUCACAAGAGUUUGGAAGAAGAACUUCAGCUAUUGGAUGUGAAAAAGGACUCAUUAGUCAACUGGGAAACCCAAGUCACAGACAUUUUACAGUGGGUAAAUGAUGAGAAACAGUCUCGAGUUUAUCUACAGGCCUUGUCUGUGAGGUUGACGGAUGAGUUGGAUACCUUAAAGAAUUCAGGGGGUCAGACACCAUCAAGCAAAACUGGGGAGAGUCAAUGGAAAGCACGUAGGCUACAAAAGCUGGAAGCUUCAGCCCGACUGGAGCUUCAGUCUGCUCUGGAAGCUGAGAUAAAGGCCAAACAAUGUAUCCAGGAAGAACUGAACAGGUUCAAAUCUGAAAGCCACAAUACGGAGAGAAAGCUGCAGGAGGCAGAGGAAGAAAAUAGAAAACUGCGAGCGGAAGUGGAAAAGGUCCGUGAGGAAGCUAAGCAAAAGGCAAUAACAGAAACAAAGCAGCAAAGACCUUUAAUACCGUUCCUGUCCUUCCGUACUGAGAAGGAUCCAAUUAAUGCUGAAGAUCAAACUCAAAAUAAUGUCAUGAUUAGAAGAGAUAGCAGAACAGAGUCUGUUAAAAAUAAAGUAAACCGGAGAUCUGCUGGCUUUGACACUAUAGAAGAGGCAUCUGAAAAGAUGAAAUCCCAUGCGUUUAAAGUGAAAACCUUUACAUCUCCAACUAAAUGUCUGCGUUGUACAUCUGUUAUGAUUGGAUUGUGUCGCCAAGGGCUCUGCUGUGAAGUCUGUGGGUAUAUCUGCCAUGUGUCCUGUUCUGAGAAGGCCCCAAUUUGCCCAUCUCCUCCAAGUCAGAUCAAGAAGAUCCUGGGAGUGGAUCCAGUAACUGGCAGUGGGACUGCACUGGAAGGAUCUCUUUCGGUUCCCAAGCCUGCUGGAGUUAGAAAAGGGUGGCAAAAGGCAUAUGUAAUUUUAAGUGAAUUUAAGGUCCUUGUAUAUGAUGCCUGCCCUCCAUGUAACACAGCUAUUAUACAGGCUAUUGAUAUGAGAGAUGAAAACUUCUCUGUUAGUUCUGUACUGGAAUCUGAUGUCAUUCAUGCCAGCACUAAAGACAUUCCAUGUAUAUUCCGAAUCACGUUCUCUCAGAUGUCCUCUCCACCCACUACAUCCUCCCAGUUGCUGCUGGCAGAGACAGGGGAAGAGAUGCAGAAGUGGGUGCAAGUGCUGAAGGAGCUUCAUGGCCUCCUGAAGGGACCUCACAGCCAGUCUGUCCGUGUACUGAAAGAGGCAUACGAUAGUGCUCUACCUCUUAUACGCACAGCAUUGUGUGCAACAAUCAUUGAUCAAGAGAGACUCGCUCUGGGAAAUGAGGAUGGACUUUUCCUUCUGCAUGUAAACAAAAAUGAAAUCAUGCAGUUAGGGGAUUGCAAGCGAGUCCUGGCUCUGCGUUGUGUCCCUGAGGCUCAGCAACUGGCUGUGCUCUGUGGAAAAAGUCACAGUGUGCGCCUCUUCUCUUGGGAUCUCCUCCUCCUCCCAGACUCUACUGGCAUGAAAAUUCCUGAGGCAAAAGGCUGCCAUGCUAUUGCAUCCGGGCUUGUGUGCCAGGGAUCCUCACCGGUGCUCUGUGUUGCCUCCAAGCGCCAGGUCUAUUGCUUCCAGCUAACCAGCAACAAGGGCUCCCCACGGAGAAUUAAGGAAUUUCAGGCUGCAGGGGUGGUGCAAUGCAUGGAUAUUUUGGGUGAACGUCUUUGUGUGGGCUAUUCCUCUGGCUUCUCGCUGCACCCUAUUCUUAAUGAGGCUGCUCCUAUUCAACUACCACACCCAAAUGAGCCUAAAUUGACAUUCCUGAUGCAGUCUACACCCGAUGCGCUGUGCGCAGCUAGGGUGACACUUAGUGAAUUUUUACUCUGUUUUUCAACCUUUGGUGUCUAUGUGGAUUCGCAAGGAAGGAAGUCACGGACACAGGAAAUUAUGUGGCCUGCACCACCAGUGGCCUGUGUGUACACCGCUCCCCACCUCACAGUCUUCAGUGAAAAUGCCUUAGAUAUAUUUGAUGUCAGGAGAAGUGAAUGGAUUCAAACAAUUCCUCUCAAAAAAGUUCGAUCUCUAAAUGCGGAGGGUUCCCUUUGCAUAUUUGGAAGUGAAAAGGUCCGUUUGGUAUAUCUAAGGAACAAACUCGCUGAUCAAGAUGAGUUUAACGUGCCAGAAACCUCAGAUAAUAGCCGGAGACAAAUGGUAAGGACGAAAAGCAAGAGGCAUUUCUCCUUCAGAAUCUCGGAUGAAGAGCGGCAACAGCAAAGAAGAGUGAUGAUGAAAGACCCUGAACUUAGGUCAAAGUUGAUCUCCAACCCCAAGAACUUUAACCAUUUGGUUCAUGUUGGGCCUGGUGAUGGAAAACAUCAGCUAAAAGACCUAGCAGUGGCACAAGAAGAGAAACGGAGGAGCAGUGGGCAAGAUGUGUCUGCUUCAGGAUCAUCUCUUUCCUCCAGUAUUGACAAUGUAAAGCGAAAUUCCAGCAGCUCCCAAUCCGAGGACUCACUCUCUUCUCCUCAAGGGCUUAUGCUGUCCUCAGAUAUUCUGAGUGAGAUUUCUGACCACACAGGCCUAAACCUCUCCAACACCUCAUACUAACAAGCGGAGGAGUCUUGUGCCAAAGGCUGGGAGCUGCAGUUUGGCUAAUUAUGACAACAGUGCCCUAAUGCCCCUUAAAUAUGCAGUGAAAACAGGACUCUCUGAAGAACCCUACCGCAGAAAUGAAAGUUUACUUUUAUAUGAAAGUUUCUAGUUUAACUUUAAAAGAUUUAAAGAUAUUGUUUCAGAUCUCAGCCCCUUUGAAUAGUGUGUAUUGCACUCUCAUACCCUGCUGGACCUUACAGAAAGAUGCAAAGGGACACGGUCACAUGGGCUGGUGAGCAAAAAUGAAAGAAACCUUCAGAGCUCUAGCUACAUAACUCAGUAGGUUAUUGGGGUUCAGUGAUAUAUAUAUAUUUAUGGCUGUUGUCAUUCAAAAGAUAAAUGCAGAGUUUUUCCAUAUUCAUCUACCCAGUAUUUCACAUAAAUGCAGUGUUUAAAAGGUACGAUUAUGUUCUGCUGCUAGAUAACAGGACAGCGGGUCAGCACACUGGUCUAGGAAGACUAAGCUCUUACCAUAGGCCAGCAGUCUCCUUAAAGUAAAAUGCACUGGCUUGUGGUACUUUAAGAGAGAGUGCGCAGCUUGUCCCAGGCCUCCCUUGAGCCAAUAAAAACUGGGUGCCUGCUCAUUGCAAUUUGCUGAAGCAGCUCAGGACCACACCCAAGUCUUUUGAGGGGUGAAGAUGGCUUCUGUGCACCCUGCCCCAGUGCAUUUUUUUUUCCGUAAGUGGAGGUAGGAGUGGUAGGUAAUUAUAGUCAUGGGGGGUGGGGCUAAAUAAUUGGGUUGCCAAUCAUUAUCUGAGUGCACCUCUGCAGGAGCCAUUUUGGCCUUACUGAUUUAAUCAUGAAACUAAGUUCUAUAGGAUGUGAAAAAAAACCACCACUUUGCAUAUAUAAUGCAAUAAUUUUAGGAGUAUUGCAAAUGUUUUUGUUUUAAAUAUUGAUUGAUUUAUUCAUCAGGCUUUACACUAGCACCUCCCCUGAACGUGCAAUUACUGCACAUUUAGGAGAUAUUUUAGGUGUGUAUUACAUAUCUUUAUUGCCAAAUGGCUGGUGCCAUGUUAAAUAUAUAUGUGUAAAUAAAUGUUUACUAGCACAAUAUUCAUCUUAUUCAUAUUCAUUACCAGAGUGAGGACAGCACAUAUUUAUAAGCCCUUGCAUGAAUGUGUCUGCGGAUGGAUUCUCAUUGCUUCAUUUUAUUGUAUGUGAAAUUACAGAUGCAAUGGAGACAUUCUGGUUCGUAAAAUUCCAUUUUAUUCUUUGGCUGUACACGUACAGCAUUGUAUGUAAGAUAAAAAUUUAUACAGCAUAAAUAUUAUGAAACCUCU
This is a messenger RNA of Xenopus tropicalis (tropical clawed frog), 7064 nucleotides long. RefSeq names its product CDC42 binding protein kinase gamma (gene cdc42bpg). The transcript has 37 exons. Bases 910 to 5736 code for a protein of 1608 amino acids. Lineage: Eukaryota; Metazoa; Chordata; Amphibia; Anura; Pipidae. Gene Ontology annotation, biological process: regulation of DNA-templated transcription; cytoskeleton organization; DNA-templated transcription. Gene Ontology annotation, molecular function: nucleotide binding; ATP binding; protein serine/threonine kinase activity. The record is from RefSeq and is a predicted model, not a curated record. Gene Ontology annotation, cellular component: cytoplasm; nucleus; lamellipodium.